CCGCAUCCCUUGGCCCCUUUUGUCAGGCCACCCCAAUUCACAAACUGUGGGGAACUAACUGUGUGGGGUAUUGAAAUAUAAGCCUACAUAGGCCGCCUUUACACCACCGGAUCGCACCCGUUUCGCUUUUCGCAGGAUGCCUCCGAAAGCUGCCAACCCGCGAGAGGGGAGACGACGAGCGACCGCACGCCGGAAGGUCGCCCUUGCCUGCGACUCGUGCAGGGAGAAGAAGAUCCGAUGCGAUGGAAAGAAGCCCAUCUGUGGGCCGUGCGAGAGACGUGCGCACCGGGUUGACCAGUGCGUCUACAAUACGGAUACCGUCCGGUCGGCCAGCAGGGACGAAUACUACCAUACCCUUCACCAACGAAUCAGGGAACUGGAAAAUGCCUGUCUGGAAGCGGGCGUGUCCAUCAGGGCUCCAUCAAACCGCCAGCCCGAACGCGAGGCUCCUGGCGAGCCACUUGGAGAUAAUGGAAUGCCAGCAGAGACGGCAACCGUUGCCCCGGCUCCUGUAUACCCGCUCGUAGAAACUGCAGAGCAGCAUCCGAGCGCUACGAGCUUCGCGGAUGGAGCGCCACAACGUCACCGGCUACCAGCCACAGGCAGUGCAAGCGGCAUCAGCCAGUCCAGGUCAACAGCAGAAGAGGCUACAGAUUCCUACGAAUCCCCGCUGUUCGGCGAUGAGCAAGGCCACAUCACCGGCAUGGGCCAGGUCACGGCCCCAGACGCGGAGAGUCGGCGUCGCUUCGCCCGGUUCCAGUUUUAUGGCAGCUCCUCCACGGCUUCGCUCAUGCGCUUUGCCUGGCAGUCGAUGCCUCUACGGCCUGCUAAUGCUUCCCGUGCUGAGCCUGCACUCAGUACUCUCCAGGAUACAUCAACCGAUUACCGGUUUGAUGAUUUCGCCCUGCCACCGCGGGAGCUGGCAGACCAUCUCGUGGCCUGCUUCUUUGAUCAUGUGUAUAUCCUCUAUCCAUUUUUCCAUCGUCCAGCUUUUGAAGCGGCAUAUCGGAAUCUCUGGCGCUCAGAGGAUGAGUCGAAGAUUCCUCUCACGGACAUGCACAUUGGACUGGGAUCCAGUGCAGAAUCGGGACCUAGAUCAAUUGUGCUCCACUCUGCGCUGAAUAUGAUCUUUGCACUCGGCUGCCAGUUUGCCGAUAUAGUUCCUGAAGAAGUUGAGCCUGUCGCGAAUUCUUUCUUCCUGCGGGGCAAGCGGUUCAUCGGCCUCGAUUUCCUCGAUAUCAAUACACUCGGUGUGGUCCAGACUUUACUCAUCACUGGCCUUUUGCUGCAGAGCUCGUCAUAUCCCAGCCGGUGUUGGCACUCCGUUGGCGUUGCCUGCAGGGUUGCGUUAGGCUUGGGACUACAUGAGUCGGAUAUCCUUGCGUCUGUGACACCUUUAGAAUCCGAUAUUCGGCGCCGGACAUGGCAUGGCUGCGUCAUGAUGGACGUGACCUUGAGCAUGACAUAUGGCCGACCAAGCAUGACGACACAUAUAGCGCCUCUGCCUCCUCUGGUUGGAGACUCAGACACAGCUCGACUGGAGCCGGGCGAGAAACCUUCAUUGAUGGCAUUCUAUACGGAGACCAUCAAGCUUUACGACAUCCUCGAUCGGAUUCUAUCUGACGUCUACUAUGUCUGGCGUAGUCGGUCGCGGAAGGACCAAGGGAAGCCCUCGACCAUGGGCCUUGGAGGAUUAGACACGGUGCUCGAAAUAGAGAGACAGCUGACUUUAUUUGAAGCGAAUCUACCGUCGUUCCUCAAGUGGACCACCGGCCAGCCUGUCCUGCACCAAGCCCCAGAGCUGAGCCAGCCAAUUGCACAGCAGCGGAAUGUUCUUCAUGCCAGAUACAUACACCUCCAUCUCCUCCUCUAUCGACCCAUCUUCACCCAACUCUACUCGGAAACAGUCCAAAGACGCGAGUCAGCGAACGGAACUGGCCCACAACCGAACCACACCUUCCAGAGCCUCGCGGAACAAAGCACCCUGUACUCAUCCAUGGCGAGUAAAUGCGCCGCGGCAUGUGUAAUGGCAGCUGUAGACCUAACACACCUCGUCCACGAGACGUAUCAAACGUCAGCCACGGAUGCUUGGUGGUACAAUGGAUUCUACGUCUCAACCGCAGCUGUCGUCCUCUUAAUAUCCUUCUCCGCCCCGUCAAUGCUCGACGCACCCACGAUCGCAAAAGCGCGCGAAGGCUGGACCGAGGCAACGAGCGUCCUCAAAUCCAUGGCGACGUUCCGGCAAUCGGCCAGCAACACGCUGCAAUUCCUGCAGGCGGCGUAUCGGCAGGCGGUCCCUGGGGAGAUGCCGUAUCAGCCAAGUGGCGGCGACAACGACGGCGCGGGGGAACAGGCUCAACCUCUGCAUUUUUCAGGUAAUCUUCCGCAGGGCUAUGAUCCGUUUGACCGCACGGAUCACGACUUUCUGAACACGCCGCUGUUGAAUUGGGAGGAGUAUGCGGCGAAUCUGGGCCAGGGGCUGGAUGAUUUGGGGUUUUUGACGCGGCUUGAUUUUCCUGAUCCUUUGGGAUGAGACGACUGGAUAUAACAUUAUUUGUGAACUAAUCUCUCCCGCUACGUUUACUCAAGUGUAUCAAUAUAAUGAGAAAUGUCCGCAACACCUCCAGGCACCCACUGCCAAGGAAAAGCCCUGUCUGCGAACAUAAUUCACCCCGCCGGCCCCGAGGGAUCGAGGGCCAAACUUGCAAGGGACCUCCUACUUAUAUAAGGUUUAAUCAACCCCCUUCCUGCCCUUCCCCCCAUUCCCCUUCCCCCGAUCCCACCCAACAACAUCCGUCCCAUGCACCCAGUCCAUCAACCCAAUCGUCCCAU
Aspergillus calidoustus is the source of this 2832-nucleotide messenger RNA. The record is from the annotation of a GenBank genome assembly. NCBI's taxonomy places the organism in Eukaryota, Fungi, Ascomycota, Eurotiomycetes, Eurotiales, Aspergillaceae.